Messenger RNA from Lotus japonicus, 1082 nucleotides. RefSeq names its product protein FAR1-RELATED SEQUENCE 4-like. Bases 12 to 1058 code for a protein of 348 amino acids. NCBI's taxonomy places the organism in Eukaryota, Viridiplantae, Streptophyta, Magnoliopsida, Fabales, Fabaceae. Gene Ontology annotation, biological process: regulation of DNA-templated transcription. The record is from RefSeq and is a predicted model, not a curated record. The transcript is spliced from 2 exons.
UUGUUCCAGGGAUGACAGAGUCCUUUUUCUUUGGUGAAUCACAAUUGAUACAUGCUGCUGGAUUGGAAAAUGAUAAUCCAGAGGAGCAACCAUCACUAGCUGAACCUCCGAUUAUAUCUAUAGAUGUCUCUCAUUUGUAUCAUACUGAUCAGCGUUUCCCUUUGAAAGAUGAUCUUAUGAAAUGGGUUCGCGACAUUUCUAUGGCAAAUAAUUUUGUUUUGGUGACAACAAAGUCUGAUAGUGGUGUGAAGGGAAGAAAAGAAUAUGUCAUUCUGGGGUGUGAGAAGCAUGAUGCGUAUAUUCCCUACAGAGAACCGGAUCUUGUUGAAGGAACGUCAACACAAAAGACAGGUUGUCCUUUUAGGCUAAAAGGACGACGUACGAAAGAUGAUAAAGGUUGGUGGUUGAAGGUGAUGGACGGUAGACACAUCCAUCUCGCAGCUGAGUCACUAGUUGGCCACAAUUACGCUGGUCGACUGAAUAGUGAGGCGAAGGAGGACGUGAUAAAUCAGGCUAAGACUUGGGUUCCACCUAGAAAGAUGUUGGUGUCCUUGAAGGAAAAAGAUCCUUCAAACUUGACUACCAUCCAACAAAUUUAUGGUGUUUGCAAGCGGUUCAGACAAUCCGUCCGUGGGUCACUGAUAGAGAUACAAUACUUGCUGAAGAAGUUGGACGGUGAGAAGUAUGUUCACUUCGAACGAAAUGAACCCGGAUCGGAAGUGAUUAGAGAUAUAUUUUGGGCUCAUCCGAAUGCCGUCAAACUUUUCAACACAUUCCCAUAUGUUGUGAUCAUGGAUUGCACAUACAAGACCAGCAAAUACAAACUACCCUUGCUCGAGAUUGUUGGCCUGACCUCCACGGAUAAAACAUACUCAAUAACAUUCUGUUACAUUGGCAGUGAGACCACAGAGGACUACAUUUGGGCAUUGGAGUGUAUGAAGUCUCUGAUUUCCGACCAAUCCAGGUUGCCUAGAGUGAUUGUGACGGACAGAGAUCUUGCCUUAUUGAGUGCUGCUUCACAAAGCCUUCCCACCACCACCCAUUUACUAUGCUUGUGACACAUCAACAAGUGUGUUUUGGAA